AUGUCGUGUGUCCAGGAUGCGGCCUUUGUGAGUUCCCUGGCGUACGAAUCAGCAAACGCAACGCUGAAGUGGGCCUUACCGUCGCUUUGUCACAGGGGCCAGUCUCGCAAUGUCGAUACUUUGACUUUACACUCAGGUUCAGCAACAUCAUCCUGUCCCUCCUGCCUUCUGCAUGCCUCGUCGCCGCUUGCCACUUUCGUCUACCAGCCCUUGCUGCCAAGAAAGAUCUAGCGCCUGGAAUCGUAGAUCCGGUGGGCACUGUGAGAGUAGCAGUCGCGACUCUUCAUGCCGUGCUCAACGCUGCAAGUCUGGCACUCGUCGUGGCGCAUAAUCGACUUUCGACGGCAUUGGACUCUCGCACCAUCAUUCCAGCUGCUUCGCUCAGCUUGGUCGCUGCUGUAAGUCUAGUGAAAAAGAUGCACAAAGCAAGAAGGCGGCCGCGCAUACACACUUGGCUCAAUACUCCUCAAUACAAUGUGUAGAUCGCUGCCAUUCCUCUGUCAUAUCUGGAGCGACGAAAGACGGCUCGUGGAGAUGCUCUCCUCCCUUUGUACCUCUUCGGAUCAUGUCUCUUCGACGCUUGUCGUAUUCGCACCUUUGCACACGUCGACGUGGUGCAUGGCUCCGCUUUCUUCGCCGUAAGCAUAGCUACUGUAGUGGUCAAGGGUUUUAUGCUCAUCAUUGAAAAUACGAGCGGUAUUCCAGUGAGUGUAUCAGCUUUCAUGGUGAAUCCAUGCAGGAGGACAGCAUGCGUUGACUAAUCAGUCAUGCCGAUAGUCUCAUACCCAUCCGGAGGAGAGGGCGAGCUUCGCUUCUAGACUGUUCUUCCUCUGGCUCUAUCCUACCAUCUGGAAGGGCUAUAAAUUGUCAAAGACAAGAGGCUUGCAGCUCACCGACCUAGACACACUUGCUCCAGAAUACUGCGGCAACUCGCUGCGCAUCAUCAUGGAAGAUGCUUGGCAGCCAGCCAGCCCCGCUGCCCUGGAACGACGUCGACAGAGACGUGCCGUCUCUCGGCAGACUGAACUGUUCGAAAUCUGGAAGGCGAGGAGCAACGGAAAGAAGAAGAAUGACAGCGACUCUUCGCUCGCGAUGGAGGACCUGGAGAUGAGGGAUGUUGAAGAACUUGAUGCAGCUCAGACUAGUCUUCCACCUCCACCUCACAAUCUGGUCUACGCUCUCGCCAUCGGCUUUCCCGUCUCUCUCUUCUUGCCCAUCAUUCCUCGACUCAUUGUGACUGCUGCAACGCUGGCGCAACCCUUCUUGGUCAGCAAGACGCUGGCAUUCGCUCAAAGUUCUGGUACCGCUACAGACAGCCCAACAGCCUAUGGGUGGGGUCUCGUUGGCGCCUACGCGCUAAUCUAUCUCGUCCUUGCUACUAGCAACGGGCAAUACUAUUGGCUUUCUGCAAAGACGAUGGUCAAAAUGCGCGGUGCAUUGAUCGAGAUCAUCUACGCCAAAAGUCUGCGCUUGCACCUGGAGGCCGCAAAGCGAACAGGAGGCGGUAAAGCAGCCAACCUCGUUUCUGUAGAUGUCGAGCGCAUCGUCAAGUGCGUCGAUCCUCUUCACACUCUCUGGUCUGGCUUCAUCCUGAUCGGAGUCGGCCUCUGGAUCUUGUAUUCACAGCUCGCGCUGGUGGGCUUUGUGGCUGCUCUUUUUUCCAUCUUCAUCGCCCUCGCUGUUCCGCCAUUCGUCUCAUCUAUGGGGGAGAACAUUGGCCAAAAGCAAGGCGCGUGGAGCAGAGAGACGGACGCUCGAGUCAAUCUGGUUUCUUCUGCCAUCAAGGACGCCAAAGGCCUCAAAUUUGCAGCAUACGAAGAUGCCAUCUCCAAGAGGCUCUUGACUGCUCGUGCCAAAGAGAUCGAGAAGGCCAAAGACUAUUUGCGCCGCUUAAUCCUCGUGGUUUGCGGAACGAAUAGCGUAAUGAACUUUAUGUCCUUCACAAUCUUCUCAGCUAUCGCCAUUGCGGAUUCCAUCGAUGGCGGGCGUCGCUUCAACCUCAAUAGUGUUUUCACCUCCCUCACAACGCUAGGCUUGCUAGAAGCUCCACUGCUCCAGCUGGGCCAGCAGUACGCCAGUAUUCUCGCCGCUUUUGCUUCUUGCAAACGCAUUGAAAGCUUUCUACGCGAAAACGAAAGACCGGAGCGCAGUGGCACUCUCGAUCACCGAAGUCAAGACUCUUUGCGUUCUGCAACUCCAGCGUCUGAUAGAAAAGACGCUGAUCUGUCCGCCUCUUCGAUUGAGGUGUUGGAGCCCGUAGACUCCACGGUAGCCGCGCGUUUUGAGCGCGCCACGCUAGGAUGGGGUUCCGGCAAGCCGAUUCUCAUCAACGUCGACCUCAGCAUCCCCGCUGGCAAAUUGACCAUGAUUUGCGGGAGGAUCUCCAGCGGCAAAUCGACAUUGCUGGCCGCUUGCUUAGGAGAAGCUGAUGUCUUGAGUGGCUCCACCCACCUACCACUUUCAAAAAAACCAGCAGUCUUCUGCUCGCAAGAUAGCUGGUUGAUGGAGGCGGCCAGCAUCCGUGACAACAUUGUCUUUGACGGCGUUUGGGACGCCGAAAGGUACGCAACGGCGUUACACGCCUGCGGUCUCGACACGGAUCUGCAGCAACUUCCCCAACGGGACCGCACUCCUGCCAAGUCGCUCUCCGGAGGUCAGAGACAGCGUUUGAGCGUUGCCCGGGGUGUUUAUGCCGAUGCAGACGCAUACAUACUCGACGAUAUCACUAGCGCUCUAGAUGCCGAGACCGCUGCGCAUCUUUGGCGCUCGAUCUUGGGCGACAGAGGACUGCUGCGAGGCAAGACGGUCAUCAUGGCUACCAAUGCCAUGCACCUCUUGCCUUCUGCUGCCCUUGUCGUUCGUCUCGAAGAUGGCAAAGUAGCAGAGGCAGCUCCGUACGAGUCGCUGAGUCUCAAAGGCAAAGCUGCUAUCCGUGCAAGCAUCGACACGGAUCGCCCAACCACAAUCGAUACGCGAGCUCCUCGGGAUGCCAAGAAGACGACCGCCGGAGUAGCCGAGACAGAUGAAGACAAGACAGAGGAGAUGGCUUCUGGUAGUGUGUCGUGGGGUGUCUAUGGUCUCUGGCUCAAAACGAUGGGAAUUUGGCUAUUCGUCAUCUCGCAGCUCGGCACCUGGGGCCAAGUCGGAGCAAACAUGGGUUGGCCUGUGUGGCUACAGCACUGGGCUAGAGUGGCAGACGCCCAGCCCGAUGGUCAGACCUUGCACGGGGCUGAGCUUGGCAAGUACAUUAUUGUCUUUCUCUCCUUAGCCCUGAUUUCGUUCGUAAGCUUGCCCAUCGAGCUGCAUGCCUUGAUGGUGAGGGGUACUGGCAAUGCAGGGACAAGGUUGCAUCAGAUGCAGCUGGCUGGAGUAAUGGGAACGAGCUUGGACUUCUUCUCCGUCAAUCCCGUCGGCAGGGUCGUCAACCGAUUCUCGCAAGAUCUCUUUACCAUCGAUUGGGAGCUCGGUCUUGCUGCUUCUAAUCUGUUCGGAAAUGGGGGCUUACUAGUUGGCCAAGUGAUCGUGCUCUCUGUGCCAGCGCCUUAUCUUCUCGCAGUAUUUGCUGGCAUCACCAUCUUCUACGUCUUCCUUCAGCGACUGUACAUGCCGGCAAGUAGGCAGCUUCGUCGCCUCGAGAUGGCGCAAAAGGGUCCACUCGUCUCCUCGCUUGGCGAGACCACCUCAGAAACGGGCUUAGCAACUUUGCGAGCUCUGGGCAGGCAGGCGACUUUCGAACGCAUCAUGACCGCACGACUGGACCAAGCACAGAAGCCGUACUACACAUUGUGGGCCGUCCGACGUUGGCUGCUCACCAGCUUGAACCUGCUCGCGGGAGUCAUCAGCUGUGGUCUUGUGCUCAUCGUUGUGCUCCUGCGCGAAUCGCAAUCAGUGGGAUUGCUGGGUGUCGCUCUGGUCCAAGCGACGUUGAUCGACCAGAAUCUCAAUCGUACACUCAUCUCGUACACCGAAUUCGAGAUCGCUGGUGUUGCUCUGGAGCGCAUCCGUGCGUUUGCGGACCUGCCUCCUGAGGAAGGCUCAAAGUCGCUCAAGACGGGCCAGUCCCGAAAAGCAAUCAAGCCAGCGGAUGUUCAGGGCGGUAUAAGGGUCAGUAACCUCACAGUCGCAUACACUCCCACGUCGCAGCCCGCCUUGCACAACCUCAGUCUGGACAUCAAAGCCGGCGAGCGAAUCGGAGUGGUAGGCCGAAGCGGGUCCGGCAAGUCGACGCUGUUGCUUGCCCUCUUCCGGAUGCUGGACUCGCGUGAGGGUACCAUCGAGCUGGACGGACUCGACAUCGACUCUGUUACCGCGCGAAGCUUGCGCAAUGCUCUUUCCAUCAUUCCCCAGAAUCCUCUCAUUUUGGCAGCAUCCGUGCGCGAUAAUUUGGACCCUGAAGGAGAGCACUUGGACGCCGAUUUGUGGGACGCAUUGGCAAAGACGAAGCUCGAUGUGUACGUGCGCUCGCUGUCUCAAGGUCUGCAGACCAUGCUCCUUACAAGCGAAGCGACGCUGUCGGCGGGGCAACAGCAGCUUUUCAGUCUUUCGCGAGCUAUAUUGCGACGACGCAAGGUGCUAGUGCUGGACGAAGCGACCUCUUCCAUGGAUCCACAAACAGAUGCAGAAUUUCAAGAAGUGCUGCAAACUUGCUUUAGCCACUGCACCAUCAUUGCCGUCACUCAUCGUCUAGCUACCGUCAUUGACUUUGAUAGAGUUCUCGUCCUUGGCAACGGCAGAGUGCUGGAGCUCGACACGCCGGACAGAUUGCUCGACAUUCCGGACGGAGUUUUCAGAUCCCUUGCUAAAGAACAAGGCCUUCUUCGCCGUCGUUGA
Molecule: messenger RNA, 4830 nt
Organism: Ceraceosorus bombacis
Lineage: Eukaryota; Fungi; Basidiomycota; Exobasidiomycetes; Ceraceosorales; Ceraceosoraceae
Source: the annotation of a GenBank genome assembly